Triplophysa rosa is the source of this 2666-nucleotide messenger RNA. RefSeq names its product zinc finger DHHC-type containing 11 (gene zdhhc11). Bases 224 to 1534 code for a protein of 436 amino acids. Lineage: Eukaryota; Metazoa; Chordata; Actinopteri; Cypriniformes; Nemacheilidae. Gene Ontology annotation, cellular component: endoplasmic reticulum; Golgi apparatus. The transcript has 11 exons. The record is from RefSeq and is a predicted model, not a curated record. Gene Ontology annotation, biological process: protein targeting to membrane; peptidyl-L-cysteine S-palmitoylation. Gene Ontology annotation, molecular function: protein-cysteine S-palmitoyltransferase activity.
GAUGCGCGGGAUAUGUUUUAUUCUGCAUGUUGACGAAUAUUUAACGACGUAUGGAUGUAAUACGAUAGAUGAGACGGUCAUGUGUUCAAAAUAAGAUGAAAGUCGUUUUCAGACUGAACAGAAGCUUUAAAAGUCAUGUCUGUGUGAGAUGAUGCUGAAACUAACCAAAAGAUCAGAACAAACAUCAGAUGUCUUCUCGUAUUGAUCCACUGCACGCGCUUCAAUGACUAAUUUGAGCUGUUUUGGACGUCCCCGCAGACGAACGGUUCCUGAGAAUGGAGGCGGUGGAAGUGAUCUGCUCGGGGUUCCUCUACACUCCAGAGUGAACGGCUGGUCUCUGCCGCUCCACGCGUUCCAGCUCAUCGCCUGGCUCAUCUACAGCUUCAUGGCCAUCGUCACUUUCGGGAUCUAUAUUCCUCUUCUUCCUCCGCCAUGGAGCUUUGCAGCGUACACUUUUAUCGGCACUGCGUUUCUUCUCCAUCUGUUAACUCACGUGGCGGCCGUCACAACCGAUCCGGCGGAAGUCAGCGUCCGCAGCAGGAAGGAUUACUCCAGCCCCAUGCCCGUGUUUGACAACACCAAACACAAACAUGUCAUUGAUCAUCUGCACUGCACCCUCUGUGAGGUGGAUGUGGGACCCAAAGCCAAACACUGCAGCACCUGCAACAAAUGCGUCGCAGACUUUGACCAUCACUGCAAAUGGCUGAACAACUGCGUCGGAGGCAGAAACUACUGGUUUUUCUUCGUGGCUAUCUCCUCGGCUGUGUUGGGAACGUGUCUGAUUAUUCUGGUCGUGUUGUUCGUCUUCAUCGCACACUACGUGAACCCGGCGCUUCUGCGCACUGCUCCACAGUUUCAGACUGUUAAAGGGAAUGGAACGUGGCUGGUUUUUCUUCCGGCCGCUCCGUUGGAAACCAGCUCCAUUAGUCUGAUGGCGUUGGCCUUCAUCAGCAUCAUGUUGGCUCUGGCUUCUCUCUUACUGCUCUGUCACUUAUUGUGCUUCCAUAUUUACUUACUGUCUCAGGGUAUAAGCACAUAUGAGUACAUCGUGAGGAAGCGUCAUUCACCAAACCCUAAAGAAAAAGAGCAGAAAGUUCCUGCAGCGGCUUCUAAUGGAACCAGCACACAGAGUCUCGGGCCGUUGAAAUCACCGGUCGACUGUGAAGCUCCGUUGAGCAAGUCUUGUACCUUCAAACUGGGAGACAGAAGACAAGCGUCCAGUCGACUGCCAGAACCCAUCUGUGCCGACUCCGAGAUGGAGGCAGCCAGCAGAGAAAGACACACAGACUACAGCUCAGAGUCACCAACACAAAUGAUUCCAGGUGAGCCUAUGAUGUCACUUCCUGUGGGCUGGAACCUCAGCGGGGUGGAGAAGCCUCAAGGGGCGGGACAGAGCGGUGUGACGAGUGUGGAGGGAAUCCCUGUCGUUCAGGACCCGCUGGGAAGCUCCAUCAUGGACACAACAGUAGUUCAUCAGCAGCUCAUGACUGACACGCAGCACACUCAGUGUUCAGGGUUUAAAGAGACCAUGUGAUUGGCUGAAAGAUGCAGGAUAUGACAUCAUGGAUGUCCAGAGAGCAAUGAGAAGCACAGUGAAAUGCUGUUGAUUGUUACGCAAGAAUAAAAGACAAAAUGAUGCUGCAAGUAGUGUGUACUUUGCAGUGUAUACUGGGUAGUGAGCUGGAAAUCCAAUUUUGAGAAGAUAUUCAGUGCUGAGCAGCAACACGACUGAAGUAUGUUUGAUAAACAACAAUUUCAGGUGUUUCUAUUUCUGGAAUAUAUGUUGCACGCAUAGUUUUAUUUUAAAGCAAACUGUUGAUAACUCAAAGUUUAAAUGCAGGUCACUUACUGUCAGUUUGUUGUACUAGUUUUUUAUAUAUUUUAAAAUCAACACUCGUAAGUGUUUCUUUCAUAUGUGUUAUCACGUGGCUCAUAAAUCACCACGUGAUGAUUUGUCUGAUUAUCUGUCUUACGUUAUGGCUUCAAUCCAAUACAAGCUCACUUAAAGGGACAGUUCACCCAAAAAUGAAAAUUCUGUCAUGAAUGACUGACUCUCUGUUCCAAACCUGCAUAAAUUGGUAUUUGGAAGAAUGCUUGUAACCAAACAGUUCUUGGACCCCAUUGACUACCGUAGUAGGCCCCAGAACUGUUUGCUUUCCUAUACAUUCUUCAAAAUAUCUUAUUUUGUUUUUUUUCUACUGUGGUAGUCAAUGGGUAACAAGUAACAAGCAUUCUUUCAAAUAUCUUUCUCUGUGUUAACCCCAACAAAGAAAUGUAUACAGAUUUGGAACAGCUCCAUUGUGAGUAAAUGAUGACAGAAUUUGUAUUUUUGGGUGAACUGUCCCUUUAAAACCUCAUAUCUUAAGGUGCUGUAUAUUACUGAACGAUCACCAGGGGAUAUUGGAGCACUGUGGGAUUAAUGGGUUUUAUUAUUUAGGGAGACCCGGGUUACUUGUCACAAGCUCAGCAAUAGUGUUUUAAACAAAAGACAGAUCACACAAACACUUGUUUUGUGUUUCGGGUUAAAUUGUUCCGCGCUUUAUAAUUGAUUUACUGUUCAGAUGAUGGUGAAAAGCACACAAUAGACUGUUUAAUACUUGGUUCAAUUGUGACUACUUACCCCAUUGUGUGACUAUCAUUGUGUCUUCAAUAAAUUGUAUGUUUAU